ACCACACACAUCUGCCAUCCAUAAUGCGCUCCGCACAACUCCUCCCCCUCGUGCUCGCUAGCAGUAGCAUCCCCGCCGCGCUGGGCGCAACCCUGCCCGACUUCUUCCGCCUCUCAUCCCGCUCAGGAUCGGCGGUCGAGCUGCAGAAGCCCGCCGUGUCGCCACCCUUUUCCGAAGACGUGCAAGACAAGGACCUCAGAGCAGACCUGCCCACGCGGCAGUGGCGGUUCGAGCCGUGGCCGACCUUCUGGAUGCCCAAGUACUGCCGCGAGGAGGCCGUCAUCAACCAGCUGCAGCCGGCCGACUUCGAGGUGCGCGACGUGUGGUACGAGGACUGCGCGGCCGCGUGGACCAUCUGCCGCCACCGCGGCGCCAAGGAGCCGUGGGACGGCAUUCUCGAGACCCUCAGCCAGGUCCCCGUCGGGAUGCGGCAGCACGUAGCCAAUCUCGUCAUCCUACCGGGCCGCACAUCCGACGCCUCGGCAACGUCCAACGCGGCCGCCUACACGCGCGGAUCGGUGCUAGUGUUCACGCCGUCGUUCUUCAAGCUGGGCGUGCUGUUCCACGAGUUCACGCACAUCCUAGACAUGGUCGCCCUGCAGACCGUCGUCAAAUCGCACGGCUACGCCGAGGGCACGGCGUUCUCUGAGACCAAGCUGUGGGCGCGCGCGUACGGCAACGACAGCGCGGUGCCGACGGCGUACGCGCGCACGUCGUGGCAGGAGGAUUUCGCCGACGCCGGCCGCUGGGCGCUGAGCGACAUGACGCACGCCGGCGGGCUCUCUGUCUAUAGUCCCGGCUGGCGCGCCUGCGCCCACCAGAUCGCCGCGUACAAGGCCUGGUUGGGCGAGCUGGUCUUCCCGCGCGACGGUGUCUGUUCGGGCAAGAUCGAUACGUCGCCCGCUGUCCCGGUUGUCGCGGCCGCCAAGCCCCCGCCGGGCGCUGGCGGUGCUGCUGCGCAGAAGAUGCCGGGUAGUGGGCUCCAGGGCACAAAGGUCAAGAAGAUUGUCAUGCCCAAGGGCGCCGAGAACAUGCUGUGGGUGUACCACGGGCCGGCGCCGGGGACGCAGUGA
Molecule: messenger RNA, 1073 nt
Organism: Lasiosphaeria miniovina
Lineage: Eukaryota; Fungi; Ascomycota; Sordariomycetes; Sordariales; Lasiosphaeriaceae
Exons: 2
Coding region: 24-1073 (349 amino acids)
Source: RefSeq, a predicted model, not a curated record